UGAGAGCCAACCCAUCCAGAGCCUUCCCUCCUCCAGCCCAUUGUCCCAUCUGCAGAUGUCCGCAAUUGGCUGGUGAAUUUAUUUAGGCUCCAAUGACUGUUCCAACACACCCAUGCCAGCUGGAAGAGAUGUCCUAAAUCCUUGUUGGAGCCCAGGGUUUGGAGGGCAUCAGGAGUGGCAGAAGCCUGGCAGGGGACUGAUGAACCUGAUGGUGAUCAUGCCUGUCUCCAAGCCUUGUCUGCUUAGUUAUUGGACUGUCCCUUGGUGAGAAUACACAGGAAGAAAGGGGUAGCUGAGAUCUGGACAAUGCAAGCACAGGAAUUAGUGACCUUCAAGGAUAUAGCUAUAGAUUUCACCCAAGAAGAGUGGGCCUUGCUGGACACAUCCCAGAGAAAGCUGUACAGAGAUGUGAUGCUGGAGAACAUCAGUCAUCUGGUCUCUGUUGGAUAUCAUCUCUGCAAAUCAGAUGUGAUUUCCCAGUUGGAACAAGGAGUGGAGCUGUGGAGGGAGGGCAGAGGAUUUCUCCAGGGCCUGAAUCCAGACAGGAAAAGUGGCCUUAAGAGACAAGAAGACAUCUGCAAAAAGGACCCGUCUAACUGCAUGUCAACGACCCACAGAACGUACAACAGCAAGAGUGAACCUUGAGACAUGAUAGUGGUCAGCCUGUCAUUGAAUCCUGCUGUUCUGAAAUCUGAGGUUUCCCACUGCCUGGUUGCUGCAGGAAGAAAUGUAACUUUGUUUUACCUCAGUCAUAUUUGAUUUCUAAUAUUUUAAUUAAAAGUUUUUUAAA
This is a messenger RNA of Mustela lutreola (European mink), 790 nucleotides long. RefSeq names its product zinc finger protein 705A-like. Lineage: Eukaryota; Metazoa; Chordata; Mammalia; Carnivora; Mustelidae. The transcript is spliced from 7 exons. Gene Ontology annotation, biological process: regulation of DNA-templated transcription. The record is from RefSeq and is a predicted model, not a curated record. Bases 307 to 645 code for a protein of 112 amino acids.